Schistocerca cancellata (South American locust) is the source of this 2407-nucleotide messenger RNA. RefSeq names its product zinc finger protein 708-like. The record is from RefSeq and is a predicted model, not a curated record. The coding region runs from base 132 to 2063 and encodes 643 amino acids. Lineage: Eukaryota; Metazoa; Arthropoda; Insecta; Orthoptera; Acrididae. The transcript has 8 exons. Gene Ontology annotation, molecular function: RNA polymerase II cis-regulatory region sequence-specific DNA binding; DNA-binding transcription factor activity, RNA polymerase II-specific. Gene Ontology annotation, biological process: regulation of transcription by RNA polymerase II.
UUUCGCUCCAGCUGUCGAACAGUGACAACUUUAACAACAGUAAGUGUUGCGACUGUUAUGUUAGAUUGUAUGUCAUACUAACAAAUGUAAAUCGUGGAGAUAAAUGAGCUGAGCGGCUAAUAACUGCAGUAAUGGACCGCAAAAAAACUACUUGGAUAAAAGAGGAAACGAAUGAGAUACCAAGUUCACCAGGCUCCAUUGUUCAAGUAUGCCCCUCCAGUGUGAAAAUAAAGGAAGAAUCGCAGGAGACUGGGAAUCAAGAGUAUCUGGAAGACCCAUUUGUAGCUUCAGAGUUCACUGAUUCUAUCAAGGAGGAUCCAGUACUAAGUUUCGGAGCAGAAGAAACUGAGAAUUUUAUGUUCAGCAGUUCUGAAUAUGAUCCUCUGGGAGUUAAGACAGAGGAGGGCUCAACAUUUGAGAAUGACGAUCUUGGUGAGUGUGAUCCAUUGUGGAUAACAGAUGAUAAGGAGGUAGUCUCAAAAAGAUGUGCACCACACAGUACACGGUUGAUUAAAAUCACUGGCAAACCAGAUACAAUUGCAUUUGAAGAAACAUACCUGCAAGGAGCAACUGGUGGUGAACUUGACAUCACUCCAGAGAAUUCAGCAGAUUUCAUAGGAAGUAUAACGCCAAGACAAGUGUUUUUCUCUCAUAAGGAAAGCACAUUGUGCACUAGACAUAAUUACAACUCAGAGAAAAAUGAUUUCUCCUGUAGUUCAUGCAAGCAGACAUUUUCAUCAAAAUACUGUCUCAUAAUGCACGUUUUCAUUCACAUUGAUGGUGUAAAACCACCUGAGCAUAUCUGCACAUGUUGUGGUGAAGUAUUUAUCUCUCAUGACAGUCUCAGGAAUCAUGCCGCUACACAGACAGUGAAACAUCAAGAGAAAUGUAGACCACACACCUGUGGGAAAUUUUCUGCUGAGAUUGCUCAUCUCAAAGGACAGGCUGAGAGUGUAUACAAAAGUUAUUUUUGUGGGAAAGGCUUCAGUGGUUCUUCUAUUCUCAAGAAGUGUCAGCUAACUGGUGAGUGGUCACACAAGUAUGGGAAAUCGUUUACUGUGGCUGAUAGUGUCCAAAAGCAAUCAUUGAUUCACCUUGGUGAAAAGCGACAUAAAUGUGAUGUCUGUGGGAAAUUCUUCACUUAUUCUAGCAGGCUCAAGAAUCAUGCGCUCAUUCAUACUGGUGAAAAGUCACAUAAAUGUGAUAGCUGUGGGAAAUCCUUUAGUCAUCGUAGUGGUCUCAAAAGUCAUGAAAUAAUUCACACUGGUGAAAGUUCACAUAAAUGUUUUGUCUGUGGGAAAUGCUUUACUUAUUCUAGCAUUCUCAAAAACCAUGCACUCAUUCAUACUGGUCAGAGGUCACAUAAAUGUGAUGUCUGUGGGAAAUCUUUCACUCAAGGUCAAGGUCUCAAACGUCAUAUUAUAAUUCACACUAGUGCGAGGACACAUAAAUGUGACGUUUGUGGGAAAUCCUUUAUUCGUCGUCGUAAACUCAAAAAUCACCUGAUAAUUCAUACUGGUGAAAGUCCACAUAUGUGUGGUGUCUGUGGGAAAUCGUUUACUACUUCUGAUAGUCUUAAAUACCAUGCAACAAUUCAUAGUAGUGAAAGGUCACAUAAAUGUGGUGUCUGUGGGAAAUGCUAUGCUCAUCCUGGUAUGCUAAAACGUCAUGCAAUUCUUCAUGCAGGUGAAAGGUCACAUAAAUGUGGUGUCUGUGGUAAAUGCUUUGCUUAUCCUAGUCAACUAAAAUAUCACGCAAUAACUCACACUGGUGAGGGAUCACAUAAAUGUCAUAUUUGUGGGAAAUCCUUUAUUUCUCCUAGUAAACUAAAAUAUCACGCAAUAAUUCACACUGGUGAGAGAUCACAUAAAUGUCAGAUUUGUGGGAAAUCAUUUACUUAUCUCCGUAGUCUCAAUGUUCACUCGAUAAUUCAUACUGGUGAAAGGCCACAUAAAUGUGAUAUCUGUGGGAAAUCCUUCACUGACUCUAGUAAUCUCAAACGCCACACAACAAUUCAUACUGGUGUAAGAUCACAUAAAAGUGAUGUCUGUGGGAAAUCGUAAACUGAGUCUGGUAGUUUUAAGAAACGAAUUAAUUCACAUUGGUUGUCAUUGAGAAGUUGGAAAAAUUUGUAGUAGCUCACACACUAGACAAAACAAUUAGUCUGUUGUUUGCAUGCUUGAAUCGUCACAAUAGUCAAAACAUAAUACAUGUUGGAAAAGAGCUGUGGAUCUGAGGUUAUUAGCUGCAGUGACAACUUAUUUAGCGAACAUUAGGCAAAUAGAUCAAUUGGUAUGUUAGAUAUACUAAAUAAUUUUAGUGUUCAUAGUAAAACCAUUAUUGAGGCUAGUAUUUUGUUCAGAAAUGAUAUUCUGCAUGGUGGAAGGACGAGCAGAGAUGAGACCAU